Molecule: messenger RNA, 3597 nt
Organism: Alosa sapidissima (American shad)
Lineage: Eukaryota; Metazoa; Chordata; Actinopteri; Clupeiformes; Clupeidae
Gene: blk
Product: BLK proto-oncogene, Src family tyrosine kinase
Exons: 16
Coding region: 409-1875 (488 amino acids)
Biological process (GO): cell differentiation; innate immune response; protein phosphorylation
Cellular component (GO): extrinsic component of cytoplasmic side of plasma membrane
Molecular function (GO): non-membrane spanning protein tyrosine kinase activity; signaling receptor binding; ATP binding
Source: RefSeq, a predicted model, not a curated record
GAGAGGGUUGAUAGAGGAAGAGAGAGACAGAAAUAAAGAGAGGGAGGAAGGAGAGAAAGAAAGAUAGAGAGAGCACGAUCAAGGAAGUGAAAGAGACUCUAUGAAAGGGUAGUGUAGGCUCUUCAAACACUGGAUUACUCAAGUCAAGUCAUUCAAAGAAGACGUAAAGAAGUUAGGUGCGUAUUAACGCGGGAAGGUUAAUUAAACAGGACCUGAUGCGAUAGCAGGAGAAUAAGAGCUCUUUCUGGGGACUCCCUUACACUUGGAAUGAUAACUCUUGAAUACAAGCCAUGGUGAGAACCCAAAAGGGCGAUGUGAAGUGGCCAGGACCUCUGUGACGGGGAAGCAGACACUGAUCCCACCUUACAUCUCAGUGGGCACCAAACCAAGUGGCAGGUUUUUUUGAGAAUGGGUUGUGCAUGCAGUGGUCAGAAAAAACAGAAAGAGGACAAAGGACCAAAGGGAACAGCAGGCAACAGAUCCCAUGAAACUGGUGGAUUCAAGCACAGUGCAGAUGCAGGUAAGGCGUUUGAUGUUGAUGUAGUUAUUGCUCAAUAUGACUUUAAACCAACAAAUGACACUGACCUGUCAUUUAAGAAGGGUGACCGACUCAAGGUUAUUCAAGACAAAGGUGACUGGUGGGUGGCCAAGUCUCUGGUCACUGGGGAAGAGGGCUAUAUCCCAAGCACAUAUGUGGCCAGAGUGCACACCUUGGAGGUGGAAAGGUGGUUUUUUAAAGACUUGAGUCGCAGAGACACAGAACGUCUUCUUCUAGCGCCGGGAAAUAAAGUCGGCUCCUUUUUAGUCCGUGAGAGCGAGACAACUAAAGGGGCCUUCUCACUCUCCGUCCGAGAUUCUUCGCAAGAACAUGGGGACGUAGUGAAGCACUACAAGAUCCGAAGCCUGGACAUUGGAGGUUUCUACAUCUCCCCCUCUCUGACCUUCCCUACCCUGCCAGAACUCAUCAAGCAUUAUUCUAGAAGUGCAGAUGGGCUGUGUCAGCGCCUGGGUAACCCCUGCAAGGCAACGGUUCCUCAGCAGCCCUGGGGUAAAGACGAGUGGGAGAUCCCGCGGGAGACACUCAAGUUGGUGAAGAAGUUGGGAGCAGGCCAGUUUGGAGAAGUCUGGAUGGGCUACUACAAGAACAACCUGAAGGUGGCCAUCAAGACGCUGAAGGAGGGCAGUAUGGAACCUGAGGCAUUCCUACAGGAGGCGAACCUGAUGAAGCAGCUGCAGCAUGAACGGCUUGUGCGCCUCCAUGCUGUUGUCACCCAGGAGCCCAUCCUCAUCGUCACAGAGUUCAUGUGCAACGGAAGUCUGUUGGACUUCUUAAAAACAGAAGAUGGGAAACAACUGAAACUGCCCAAACUGAUUGACAUGUCAGCACAGAUUGCAGAGGGGAUGGCCUACAUAGAAAGAAAAAACUACAUUCACAGAGAUCUGCGGGCUGCCAACAUUCUGGUGUCUGAGACGUUACUUUGCAAGAUUGCUGACUUUGGCUUAGCAAGAAUCAUCGAAACAGAGUACACAGCCAAAGAAGGAGCAAAGUUUCCCAUUAAAUGGACUGCCCCUGAAGCAAUAAACUUUGGGACAUUCAGCAUCAAGUCAGAUGUCUGGUCCUUUGGUAUUCUCCUGACAGAGAUAGUCACGUAUGGGAGGAUCCCCUACCCAGGCAUGACGAAUCCAGAAGUGAUCCGCAACCUGGAUAAGAGCUACCGGAUGCCGUGUCCAGAGGGCUGCCCGCAGGAGCUGUACGAGGUGAUGCAGAAAUGCUGGACGGAGAGGCCGGAGGACCGGCCCACGUUCGAGCACCUGCAGGACCUGCUCAGCGACUUCUUCAUCGCCACCGAGGGACAGUACGAGAUGCAACCCUAACCUGAAGGUUGUCAGAGGAGAGAGAGACAGAGGAGAAGACAAAGCAGAGGCCUUGACAGAGACAAUGGAUAGAGCUUCCAGGCACAACAUCAACACUUGAAAUAGACAAAGAAGAGACUGAACAGGGACAUAUGUGGGCCCAAACAGAGACAAAGAAAGAUCUGGGCGAGGCAAAGUAGAGACCUGGUGGAGACUAAGGCACGACCUAAUGUCUCUGAUCUUACAGAGAAACACCACAGAGUCUCAGAGAAUCUGCCGAAAGAUGAAAUAGUGUUCAACAUGACCAUUGGCACCCACCAUGAUGAGGCUUGAGGCUUUGAUGAGAUGGAGUCUGUGAACUGAGAAACUGUCUUAGGGACAGACUCUGCUGUGAGACUCUUCUGAGAAAGCCCAAGCUGGACAGUCUUCAUUGGGACAGACUAUGCAGACCGAAUCACUGUACUGGAUUUACUCUGUUUAAAGAUGCUUGAUACUGUAAUGAACUAGCCUGACGUAGCCAUACUCAAAAUUCUAUUCAGAAUUUGAGUCUGGACCCAAAGCAUUGGGACGUGAUUAUGGGUCAUAUACCAACCGAUACAGGGGAAAAAAGCCUCUGCACACAAUUAGAUAGACCUAACCAAUCAGAGCAACGAAAUAGCCUAUCGUGAAAUCCUGCAGAGAACAGUCAGAACAUCCUUCUUCUGACAAAUGUCUUAAUCACUGUUUUCUGUUUGUUUUCUGAAGUUAUUGCGCCGUUAAUAUCUUGUACAAGCGACACAAUAGUGUCAUAAACAUGUAGCUUCUCUAGUGACAAGCUUUUUGCUGUAAACAAAUUCAACCGAAACGCGCUAAGGUCGCAGUAAUGAAUACGCACCGUUGCUCAUCAUCUGUCCAUCAUUGUAUAAAGCUUACCCUAAUGCCGCACGGGCGAUUUGAUUGGUCCGCACGAUUCUCAAGUAUUCAGAGGCUUGUCAAUGAAACAAUUCCAGACCGAUAUUCCUGACCUCAAAUUUUGUGGCCGUGGCUAAGUUCGGGCUGGCUUUUCAGGCUAGUAAUGAACAGGUUCUGCCAUGAGACUCUGGAAAAAUUCCACACAGAAGUCUGUUGGAGAAUUCUAUGGAGAGAACAUACUAGACUUUGUAGAAAUGACUGUAUGGAAUAUUGGAUGUAGGGGAUGCUAGGGGAGAACACUGGCUAUCAGUAAAAAUGGAAUACAGAGAAAGGAUGGACUGUUGGCUGCAUCUUUAACCACAGUGUUAACCUUAACCACAAAAGAUGCUCUAUACUUGUGUCAUCUGGAUAUUUUAUAACAGGGCAGAUUUGUUCCUCAAGUGAGAAUUCAAUUUAAAGCCAAGGGCAACAAAAUCAGCCAAAAGCACGCUCAGGUGACGUGAAUGACUAGGGGCCGUUGCUCGUCUGUCCAUCAUCUUAUAAAGCCCGUCCAGACGAUUUGAUUGGUGCGCACAACUCUGGUGCUGGCGUAGAGGUACCAUGUUGCCCCAGAUGCACUGUUUGCACAAAGACUCUCAAAACAGACACCAGUGUUCAGACAGGGGACAGAUGACACAAUGUGCCAAAACUGUGCCAAAACAUGUCUGGUAUGGAGUAAUGUUACUGCAAUAGUAUACAGAUGUGCCUUUUGCUUAAAGUUAUUAUUGUAAAUAUAAAUCAUGCAUAUUUAAGUAUCUGUAUGUGUAUGUGAUGUAUCAUGGAUGUGCACGAUAAAUUGUUAUUUCAUAUUAA